AUGACCACGUAUAAAUGCCAACGAGCCAGCUCCCGCAACCCAACUCCCACAAGCCAACUCCCACAAGCCAACUCCCACGAGCCAACUCCCACAAGCCAACGCCCACAAGCCAACGCUCUCAAGCCCACUUCCGCCAGCCGACUUGCGCGUAUCAAUGCCCACAAGACCGACACCCACAAGACCGACUCCCACAAGACCGACUCCCACAAGGCCGACCGAGUCCAGCCAUUGCACUGA
Messenger RNA from Penicillium verhagenii, 237 nucleotides. RefSeq lists its product as uncharacterized. NCBI's taxonomy places the organism in Eukaryota, Fungi, Ascomycota, Eurotiomycetes, Eurotiales, Aspergillaceae. The transcript has a single exon. The coding region runs from base 1 to 237 and encodes 78 amino acids. The record is from RefSeq and is a predicted model, not a curated record.